Molecule: messenger RNA, 960 nt
Organism: Pocillopora verrucosa
Lineage: Eukaryota; Metazoa; Cnidaria; Anthozoa; Scleractinia; Pocilloporidae
Source: RefSeq, a predicted model, not a curated record
UCGUAUAAAUCGUUGUUUGAGUCUGCCAAAGAAUCCAGUGAAAUGGCGUCCAACAAACGAUACCUUACAAUUAUCUCGAUCGCUCAGCUUGUAAUGGCAGGUAUCCUCUUCGUUCUCGGAAUGGUAGAUCAUUUUGAGGUUCGCUACAUGUAUGCCAGUCUUAUAUUGAUGCCAAUUUGGAUUUCUCUUCUUGUCAUACCCAUUGGCAUCAUGGGAUUGGUUUUAGUCAUGAACAGAUCUACACCCUCCUCGGCUUUGAUGAGCGGCCUGAGGUCAGUGAGCAUUGCAUGUGCUGCUGUAUCAGUUCUAACCACAUUUACCUAUGCGAUGGCACUCAAUAGCGUAUUAUUCAUCAAAUAUAUGGAGGCAAAAACUGAAUACCAGGAAUCUCCAUGGUUUGCCGAUAAAGACGUUGAAAUCGAGUUCCAGAAAGAGGAAAAAACCAUGAUAGCUGUACAUGUCUUGAUUAUCAUGUGUUCCAUCCUCGAAAUUAUACUUGCCAUGGCUAGUGUCCGGACCGCCAAGGCCAUGGCUAAGGAGCCACAGGACACUCAGGCAAGCGUUGCUUAUCGUCUGGUGGCAGAGGAAGAUCUCCCUUUGUUAUUCUCGAGUUCAGAUCAAGAGGCAGCUUAGAUGGUAUCCGUUCCAUACACUGCUGUACAGACCCUGUCCCAAUCACACAUCACGCUGAAUUUCUUUAUUAAAUCACACAUCACGAAGAAUGUUUUUAACCAGUCACGCGUCUCGUGAAAAGGAGUAAGUACGCCAAGCUAAUACUGUAAGAUUUCAACCUAUCGGAUAUAUUAUCAAAAUCAUAUUGUAUCCAACGUUUUUCAGCCUGGAAUGAACUGCGUUUCACUUAUCAUAUUGCUUUUUGCCAGACAAAUAAAGACGACUUACUGGCUCCGAGACGAUUUACUCGGGCUUCGUAUCGCAAUAUCAAAUCGUACUUUUCAGGUA